This is a messenger RNA of Acaulospora morrowiae, 1632 nucleotides long. The record is from the annotation of a GenBank genome assembly. Lineage: Eukaryota; Fungi; Glomeromycota; Glomeromycetes; Diversisporales; Acaulosporaceae.
AUGGAUUCUCAAGAAGACAUCUAUAACGAAUUCCGGCGAAUUUCGAAGCAAACAUAUACACAUGAAUCCUCUCAUCUCGAGGACUUGUGGUCAAUCCCGAUCAAGAAUCAUCUCGUUGGUGACAACGAAUAUAAAAUCGAGGUCGAUAAGUGUCACCUGCGGCAUAUGUCGUUUAUUUUUCGAGCUGCCUUUGACGUUGUUCUCACCCUCUUGACCGAUUGGACCUUACCUUUCAAGCAUCCUCUUUAUUGGUUGUACUUGGUUUCCGUGUAUCCCGUGGUAUUAUACAUUUUAUUUGUUGCAGAGGUGGUCUCGUUCAUAGUGGACAAAUUUAAACUUAAGUUUGUCAAGACCUCUGUUCACGAGAGAUGGUCGAAAUAUACCGCUCCCGAGCUUCUUUUCGACGCGGAUUUUUAUCAAAAGGAAGAAAACAGGAGUAUUGUCGAUGAAGGUGUCGGUGCGUUGGAUAAGCCAUACCAAGAAGCCGAAAAAAGUGAUGAACACGUUCAACACUUCAAUCUCGACAUCGCCCAGUUUCUUCUGUUCGUGUCCGACGUCAUAUACUACCGUUCCCCGGAGAAGAUUAUGGAGGCCAAGAAAAAGAUCGACAUGAUAAAGCAUCACCCUGAAAAGCAAGAGGAGUUGUUACGUGAAACUGUUGGCUUGUUAAACGAAAGUGACGAGAUUAUCAAGGCCCAGGCAAAGAAAUGGAAGUUGAAAUUCAUCUCAGUUUCGGAGCUUAACACUUUGGGUGAAUCACAUGCUGGAAUCUUCUAUUCCGAAAGGCAUGAUUUCGUUGUGGUCGCAUUCAAGGGCCCAACCAUUGACAAAUUGGAAUCCUUCGUGCACAGCCUGUUGUUCCAACACGCUGAUGGUCGACCCAUUGUUGGCUUUGAAGCAUACAACGGUUACCGUAGCAUGUUACACCCGGAAACCGAGAAACCGGGUCCAUACGUUACGAUCGUUGAAGCUAUUCAAAAUGCUGUCCGCGUCAUUCGAGAAAACAAGCCGAAAAAGAAUAAAAUCAACAUUUGGUUCACUGGGCAUUCAUUGGGAGGAACUUUGGCCACAACGUUCUACACACGUUGUUUAAAAUCACCAUCCGAUCUGGGCGAACAUUGUGUGAUUCGAGAUGCUUACGUCUUUGGGAAUCCAUGCGUUGGGGACUCCGAGUUGGCCUCAACCUACGUUUCAUCGUUGAACAAGCAAAGUGACGUUGUGAGCACUUUAUGGCGUGUCGUGAGCGACAAAGAUAUCAUGACUAGUUUACCAUUUGGAUUUUAUCAUCCUGGAGGUGUCGGAAAAUAUAAUGUGUUGGAUAACGUUCAUAUUGGUGAAGCAGUCAAGUUCUAUCAAGACGCAAAGAAACGACCGGUGCUCGUCAAAAAUCCACUUAUUCCCAAGAAGAAUCCAGCUCCCACAAUCACGAGCUCUAAACCGAGGGAAGAUCAACGCCUUGAAAUUACAAUUCACUCAUUUGACCACAAAUUACCAUCCUUCAUUAGGGAUCACACGACUUCCAGAUAUUUAAUGGGAAUGUCAAUUGCCAGAAAUCAUUUAGUGGAUUCCGUUAAAGGUUCGACCGAAUCAAAAGGAUAUCGUGGUGAAAUCGCCUUGGCAUAUGAGAGCUAA